Messenger RNA from Brassicogethes aeneus, 1156 nucleotides. The record is from the annotation of a GenBank genome assembly. NCBI's taxonomy places the organism in Eukaryota, Metazoa, Arthropoda, Insecta, Coleoptera, Nitidulidae.
UGCCAUUCUAAAGAAAACAUAAACAUGCGUUGGUUAACUUGUUUAACUUUUGCCGUUUUAGCCACAAUAAGUGUCAAUGGCCAACUAGGAGAAUCAUUAAAAAAAGAUUUUUUCGAUGUUUACAAGAACACAGCAAAAGUAGCUAGAAAUGUUACAUCCGAACCUGUUUCGGCUGACAAAGUAACCUAUUACUUAUUCAAAAAGGACAAUCCAACCAAAUUUAUUCAAGUCGAUGCGAAAAAAUUGGACGACCAGUGGAACAAAGACGCUAAAAUCGUAUUCUUUAUCCACGGUUGGACGAAUAGUAGAGAUAUUCAGUGGUAUGAAGAUUUAAAAAAUUCGUUUUUAAAUAGAAAGGAAGAAUAUUAUGUUGUACAAGUCGAUUGGAAUGAACCUGCUAAUGCUAUUUAUACUGUUGCUUCAAUCAGUACUUAUGAUGUUGGUAAUCACAUUGGUGACUUGAUUGUCGAUCUCCACAAGAACCACGGAAUCCCAUUGGAGCACUUCGUUUUAGUGGGUCAUUCCCUAGGCGGUCAAAUCUCAGGAUUUAUUGGCAAACGAGUAUUCAAGGAAACUGGUAAAAAAUUGCCCAGGAUUAUUGCUCUCGAUCCAGCCGGUCCUCUUUUCAUCCAAAGGCCAGAAGAUAAACGAUUAAACCCAAGCGAUGCUGAAGUCGUGGAAGUUUUGCACAGCGAUGGCUAUACCCUGGGUUAUCCCACCUCUAUUGGUACCAUCGAUUUUUAUCCAAAUGGCGGUAAUUCUCAACCAGGAUGCAAGAGAAUCGACCUCUUAGAUUUUAGGAGUCUUGGAGACCCAUUUUUCUGUGACCAUAGAAGAGCCUGGGCCUACUACACUGAAGCUAUCUUGAACCCAGGAACCAUGUUGGCCAAGAAAUGCAAAGAUUGGAAAUCCUUUAAAGACAACAAAUGUGACAACGUUACUGUAGCUGUUGGUGAUAUAACCACCAUGGAAAAAGGAGAUUUCUUCUUGGAAACCAACAAAGAGCCACCAUACACCAAGAAUGGAAAUACUAAAAAAGGCCUUGGUGGACAAAUUUUAAGCUUACUUCCUAAAUUUUAAGUGAUUUUUGACGUGAUUUUAAUAGUAAUAAUGUGUAUAGUUUAUUAAUUUAUUUCAUUAAAUUUCUAAUAUUUUA